AACACCCUAACACCCAUUCUCUCUGCAGCCCUCACCCCCAAACCCAAACGAACAUUUAUUAAUCUAACCCUAACCCUAACACCGAUUCACUCUGCCGCCCAAACCCAUCGCAUUCUCUCCGCCUAUUACCCCUCUGUCUCGCCUCUCUCAGUCUCGAACUCUCCCCGUCUCCAGUUCACCGCCGUCGGCGUCGCCGGCUAUCUGCCACCAACGCUUUCAUGCACGAAUCUGUGUAUGUUAGAUUAUAUCCGAAGGCCAGGUUUGUGUGAAGAUAACACUGUUUGAAGCAACCGAUCAGGUAUUGAAUAUGUAAGAAAAUGCAGAUGGCAAUAGGGGAUUCAAAGAAGAUGAGGAAGAACAAGAACAGGAAUAGGAGCAAAGAGCAACAUGAGGUGAAAAACUCCAACCAAAAUGAAGAAAUUUUCCCAGUAGAAAAGGAGGAAAAGAAAAAGAAGAAUAAAAGAAUGAACGUAGAGUUGAAAAGAAGCAAGGAUGAGGCAGAUAUAUCUGAUUUAUCUUAUUCCACAGAUCAGAUGGAGACAAAUGGCAGAGGAAAGAAAAAGAAAAGAUCGUUAAAGAAUAAGAAGAAGACAGAGAAUGAUGACUCAUCUGAAAAAGAAACUGUUAUACUUGAUCAACCUAAUGAAAUAGAAGGUGGAUUUUGUCAAGAAGAUAGUGAUGCAAAUGAAAUUGAAGAAAACAAGGACAAAUCAAAAAGAAAGAAGAGAAAAAGUGAGAAGAAGGCUGAAGCAGACAGUGAUGCAAAUGAAGUUGAAGAGAAACAGAAGGGAAAAUCAAGAAAGAAAAGAAAAAGUGAGAAGGCUGAAGCAGACAGCGAUGCAAAUGAAGUUGAAGAAAACCAGAAGGGAAAAUCAAGAAAGGAAAGAAAAAGUGAGAAGAAAACUAAAACUGGUGGAGUUGCUAGGCCCUAUAUUGAUGCUGAAAACACUCCUGAGCAAGAAAAUGGAGGAAUUCUAACAUGCCACAAUCCAAAUGCAGAGGAGAAUUUUCGGGGAAAAAGUGGAGAAGCUGAAGAUGUGUAUGAACUAUCUUCUGGAGAUGAAGAUGCCUCUAAAGGAAUGCGAAAAUGGAUUACGGAAUAUUAUCAGAGCAGACCGGGGUUGCAGAUAUUGCAAGAAAAGAUUGAUGAAUAUAUAGUUGCUUAUGAAGCAGAAAGGGAACGGGAAAGGAAGGAAAAAGAAGCCCGUAUUGCAGAAGAUGGAUGGACGGUUGUGGUACAUAACAAGGGAAGAAAAAAGACAACAGAUUCUGAAACUGGAAUUGCAGUUGGUUCUGUUUCCCAGGCUGCUGUAAUUGACAAUAUGGCCAAAAAGAAAACAAAAGACAUUGGACUAGAUUUCUACAGAUUUCAAAAGCGGGAAGCAAAGAGAAACGAGAUUAUGGAGCUUCAAAGUAAGUUUGAGCAGGACAAAAAGCGUGCCCAGCAGUUAAGAGCUGCAAGAAAGUUUAGACCUUUAUGAAUUAUAGAGUACCAAUUUUACUUGGAUGAUUUUGUUCCCUUUACAGGUCUAUUUAAAUUUUAAAGUGAUUUAGUGACUUGUCUAAUUUAUGAAACCGUGUAUUGUAUUUCCACCGCCAAAGAAGAUAGAAUUGAGCAGAACUGCCGAUCUAUGGUGGUUUAAACUCCUCUAACGGGACUAAAUCCUUCAAACUUUUUUCCUAAUAUUCAGAAUGACGUGCCAAUUUUUUGAACUA
This is a messenger RNA of Ipomoea triloba (trilobed morning glory), 1716 nucleotides long. RefSeq names its product transcriptional regulator ATRX homolog. Lineage: Eukaryota; Viridiplantae; Streptophyta; Magnoliopsida; Solanales; Convolvulaceae. Bases 318 to 1481 code for a protein of 387 amino acids. Gene Ontology annotation, cellular component: UTP-C complex; CURI complex. Gene Ontology annotation, biological process: ribosomal small subunit assembly; rRNA processing. The record is from RefSeq and is a predicted model, not a curated record. The transcript is spliced from 9 exons.